Messenger RNA from Ipomoea nil (Japanese morning glory), 921 nucleotides. RefSeq names its product B3 domain-containing protein Os01g0234100-like. The record is from RefSeq and is a predicted model, not a curated record. The coding region runs from base 1 to 921 and encodes 306 amino acids. NCBI's taxonomy places the organism in Eukaryota, Viridiplantae, Streptophyta, Magnoliopsida, Solanales, Convolvulaceae. The transcript has 5 exons. Gene Ontology annotation, molecular function: DNA binding.
AUGAAUCCAUUGGCUGCCAAUAAGAAGGUGAUCAAGAGAAGGUCUCCUACUCCCAAGAAGGUUCAGGCUAAAGGUGAAGGUUGUAGGAGGGAGUAUGGGUGUGUUGAUGAAAACUCCAUAGCUAUGAGGAGAGGUCGAGAACUUCAAGCAAAUCUUUCACCUCAAUUUCCUAGUAUUUCUGCACUUGUGACUUGUCAUCUGCCAAACCAUGAUACUGCUAUUAUUUUGGUGGAUGAAAAUGGAAGAGAAACAGAGACCAAGUACCUUAUUGAGAAGCAUGGCCUGAGUGGUGGAUGGAGAGGAUUUUCCCUCCAACACAACUUGGUUCCCGGGGAUGUUGUAGUUUUUCAGCUAAUCCAACCUCUCAAGCUUAAGGUGUACAUUGUUCGGGCAAAUGACUCGGCAAAUAUUGCCGGUGCUAUCAGCCUUUUGGAUUUAAGUCAUUAUGCACACCCAAUUGCAACUGAGGGUUUACUGCUGGAAGGUGAUGAUAUUGAGGAAAAUGUGUUGAGAAUUGAAGAUGCUGCAGAUCAGUUAACCAGAAUACAGCAUGAAGGUGACAAUCUGGAGAGACAAGUCUCUACCUCAGACCACUUAUCUGCAGAGAAUGUGGUUGAGUUUUCACAAGUGAAAAACUUCGAGGAUUUUAAGGUUGUUGUCAACAACAUAAACAUAGAUUCUGAGAUCUCCGAAGAUACAAGGCUCAAGUACUAUGAGAUGUGCCGCAGUCGCAACGCGUAUCGUCAUGAGCUUGAAGAGCCUGGGUUGAACUACACGCUAAUCGCCGGGGCAAUAACAGAAACUGUGAAAAUCGCCGAUGGCAUCAAAGCUUCCACGCUCGCAACGGGCCGUGAUGUUUUGGAAGUAUGGGACAGAACUCUAAUAGGGGUUCUUGCGCGGCAGGAUAAGCGAGCUGAUUAG